Messenger RNA from Monodelphis domestica (gray short-tailed opossum), 4869 nucleotides. The record is from RefSeq and is a predicted model, not a curated record. Lineage: Eukaryota; Metazoa; Chordata; Mammalia; Didelphimorphia; Didelphidae.
GAGAGAGAGAGAGACGGACAGACAGAGACAGAGAGGCAGAGAGAAGGAGAGAGGGAGAGAGGGAGAAAGACAGACAGAUAGAGACAUACAGAGACAGAGAGACAGUGAAGAAAAGGGAGAAACAGACAGAAAGGAAAGGAGAGAGAAGAGGGUCCUGAAAAGCUAUGGAGAAGACAAGAUCAGGAAGAAAGUGGAUGGUUAAAGAGCAGCUGAGUGAACAGCCACACAACAGCUCAGCACAAGGAGGUAAGAAGGCCUUGUGAAAAGUUGCAAAGGAUCCAACUCUCCCACUUUUGCUCCAGCAAUGAUUGAAUAAGAACUAGAUCAAGUAAUAACCCCCCCCCCCAAAUUUAAAGUGAACCUUCAGUAAAUUGAUUCAACUCCAAGGUUAAACAAACAGAUUACCAGAAGCUAGGGGCUAUAACCCCCUGUAGUUACAUAUUAAUAUUCUCGUGGGUGGACACUUGAGAAGGAGAUUGGAAACUGAGGGAAAAUGGAUAGAGAGAAAGAGAGAGACAAAGGAAUAAAGACUCAGAGACAAGGAGUUAAAAAAUAUGGGCUCCAUUGUGCGUGGCCCUCUGAUGGAAUUGAGAGAGGGCUCUACACAGGUCCUCCAACUUUUAUUGGAGAGUUUAGGAAUGUGGAGUGAGAGGUAGCUAAUGAACAUGUGACAUGGCAUAGGUUUUAACAUUGACUCAAUUGACAAUCAUUUAAUCAAAGAAUUGGAGGUUAAUCAAAGACGUGACUUGGUAAGGAACGUGGUCUAACAAGUUGGGAGCUAGGACCCUGUGGCAAAUAAUGUCCUGCUCAGGAAUUCUUUUGUCUUUUGGACUGAAGAUUUGGAAAUUCAAUAAUCAAUAAGUAACAUGACCAUGAGUGUGGUAUAUGAACACAUAAGAUACAAUAUCAAUACACCAAUCAUACUUUUGAGAUGCUAAUAUACCUGGUAUGCUACAGGGGCCAUGGAAAAGAAAAUAACCCUAAAGUCCUCAGCUCACGGAAGUCCUAUGAGCUACUUGAGUGGAAAAAUUCCAGCAGUGGAGUAAAGUUCCAUCAGGAUUGUUGUCAGAGGGCACAAAAGAGGCAGGAAGAGAAGGAGAAGGAGAAAGAAGAGGAGCAGGAGGAGAAAGAAGAGGAGGAGAAGGAGGAGAAAGAGAAAGAGGAGAAGGGGAAGGGGAAGGAGAAGAAGAAGAUUAAGAACAAGAUCAAGAACAAGAGCAACAAGAACAAGAAGGAGGAGAAGGAGAACAAAAAGAACAAGAACAAGCAGGAGGAAGAGAAGGAGAAGAAGAAAAAGGAGAAGGAGAAAGAGGUAGAGGAAGAGGAGAAGGGAAGGGGGAGAAGGAGAAGGAAAGUCAACCUAUUAGAGACAUGUGAGAGAAUAGUUUUGUUACACUGGAGGCCCAGUUAAGAUUCCAUUCACAUAAACUUGUCACUCAGUCACCAAGGUUGUGUGACUUUUCCUUUAGCCAUCCAUACAUAGCUUUGUCUUCAUCAUAGAUAUAUGCCAGUAACAAAGCCCCCCCCUCCAGGUCUCCCUACACUUGAAUUUCUUCCAUUGUGAUGCUCAAAUGUGACAGUAGAGGGCACAUCCUUUGAUAGCUAUAAGGUGAGUGGUCAUUGUGAUUAUCUGUGCUAACUUCAUAGCUGCUGCCUUUAACUCUCACUCUCUGUCCCCCAGGUCACUGAGAUGCCAUCCUGGAGGAAACCUUGGCACUGUAUGGCGAAGUGGCUCAUUCUAGGAUGUCUCUGUACUGGCUUCCUCCUGCUGUUCUACUCCUAUGCAUCCUUGCAAGUCUUCAUGGCCAAGUCCCCAGCUCCAGCCCGUUGUUCCUCUCCACCCACCUCACCUACCAACAUCCCAAAUGACUCCUGCUGGCCAAAGUUAGAUAUUGUGUUCAUGAAGACCCACAAGACGGCCAGCAGCACCCUGCUCAACAUCCUCUUCCGCCUUGGCCAGAAACACCACCUCAAGUUUGCCUUCCCCAGCGGCUAUAACGACUUUAACUAUCCGACCUUUUUCAGGCGGACCCUCGUGCACAACUACCAGCCAGGGGACUGCUUCAACAUCAUCUGCAACCACAUGCGUUUCUUCUACUCCGAAGUGCAUAGUCUGGUGGCCCCCAAUACCACGUUCAUCACAGUGCUGCGGGACCCGGCCCAUCUCUUCGAGUCUUCCUUUCACUACUUUGGCAUGGUGGUGCCCUUCACGUGGAAGCUCACGGGCCACAACAAGCUGGCCAAGUUCCUGCAGAACCCUACUCAGUAUUAUAACCCCCAAGGCUAUAAUGCCCAAUUUCUUCACAACCUGCUCUUUUUUGACUUGGGCUACAAUAAUGAACUGGACCCCCGCAGCCCCCAGGUAGAAGAUCACAUCCUGGAGGUGGAACAGAGGUUCCACUUGGUCAUGCUGCAAGAGUACUUUGAUGAGUCCCUGGUGCUGCUGAAGGACCUCAUGUGUUGGGAGCUGGAAGAUAUUCUCUACUUCAAGCUCAAUGCCCGCCGGGCCUCUGCCGUCCCCCAGCUGACCGGAGAGCUGUACCAGCGGGCCACCGAAUGGAACCAGCUGGACGCACUCCUCUACCGCCACUUCAAUGCCAGCUUCUGGCGCAAGGUGGAGGCCUUUGGGCGGGAGCGCAUGGCCCGAGAGGUGGCCAACCUGAGGCGGGAGAAUAAGCGAAUGGAGAGAAUUUGCAUUGAUGGGGAGCAUGCAGUGGAGGCUAAGGACAUUAAGCAACCAUCGCUGCAGCCCUGGCAAGCAAUGGGGGCAAAGACCAUUCUUGGUUAUAACCUAAAGAAGCACAUCAGUCAUCAGUAUGAGCAACUGUGCCGGAAAAUGGUGACUCCUGAUAUCCAGUACAUGACUGAACUUGGGGUCAAUCUGUGGAUCACCAAGUUAUGGGGGUACAUCAGGAAAUUCCUGCAAAUUUGAUAGCUGCCUGACCCUAGUCAGCUCUCUCUGUUUUUUUUUUCUUUCUUUUCUUAGCCCCACCCCCACCUUCUGUCUUAGAAUCAAUACUGUGUAUUGGUUCCAAGGCAGAUGAGUGGUAAGGGCUAGGCAAUGGGGGUCAAGUGCCUUGCCCAGGGUCACCCAGCUGGGAAGUGUCUGAGGCCAGAUUUGAAACCAGGACCCCCAUCUCUAGGCUUGGCUCUUCAUUCACUGAGCCACCCAGCUGCCCCCUCUCUCUGUUAUUUCUGACUUGACCUUCUCAAAAGCAUGCACAUGGGCUAUCCCUUAAGUAGGGCAGAGUUAACCUUUGGGCCAACCACUCAAGGCAGCUGACAAGACAAUAAAGUCUGACUUCUACCUUCCAAGUCAGGCCAGCUUUUUUCUGUCUUCAUCCUACCCUUUGGGGAAGGCACAGAGUAAAAUUGGUCAAGGUCCAAGCAUUACCUCAUAAACGUCACUGGGUGACUUCCAAAUGGUCAACCAAAUGAGACUGGAUCCGAGAAGCUUUCACUCAAAAGCAGGAUUUGAAUCAUUGGGUAGCGCUGGAAGAGUUUUUUAAAGGUCAUUAUCCCUAGAUGGAAGGAGUAGCCUCUGAUGUAGUAUAAUGAUCUCAUUCUGUUUUAUCUGUGUAACGACUGAGACUGGGGAGAAAAAAUCCCAACAGGGUUUCUCCAUGAUGUAUUAGCCCCAGUUAUUGGGAUAAAUACUCUGGAUUCCAUUUUCAACUAUGUCCAGACGCUUUGCAUUGGCAUCUCCAGAGGAAGACUUGAAUGACUAGUCUUCUGGGAAUGAAGAUAUUUAAAUAGCGGGGCUGCAAGAGGUAAUGGUAAGUGGACAUGGGAAGGCCAAGGCCAGGACUGGGGAAGAUGGCAGUAACAGAAGGACCCUGAUGACCUCAGUGCAAAGGAAGAGGUUUUCAGAGAGCCCCAGAUUUCCUUAAGUGACUUUAUAGAGCAGAACCCUACCCCGAGAAGAUUGUCAAUAACCCAAAGACUCCGAGUUGGGCAAGGUCUCAUCUGUAGCUCUGACAUUAAGGUGACAUUGGGAACUACCAGAUCAGACACUUUCAGAGAGGAGACCUGAACUCUAAGGGUUUUGGCCCCAGGCAUCAUGACUUGGGGUGAUUGGAUCAUGAGUUAGGGCAGCUAGGUAGCACAGUGGGUAGAUAAAGUGCCAAGAAGAGUUGACUUCAAAUGUGAUCUCAGUUAUUUCCUAGCUGUGUGACCCUGUGCAAGUCACUUAAACCCUCUUUGCCUCAGUUUCCUUUUCUCUAAAAUGAUCUAGAGAAGGAAAUGGCAAAUCACUCCAGUGUCUUUGCCAAGAAAACCACAAGUGGAAUCAUGAAGAAUUGGAUGCAACAAAAAUGACUGAGCAACAACAAUGAUAUGAGUUUGGAGGUGACUCCUCUCAAAAUUCUAGGGUGAAGAAAAGGUAUAUAAUCCUCUAUUGUGAAUUUUAAAUUUCCUCCACCUUGCUUGUUCUAGCACCCAGGAAUGUGCACACCCACUCUACACGGGUAUGUGCUAGCUAAUGACAAAUCAGAAACAACUGAUUGCCCCCCUGGGCUGUCCUAAGCCAAGCUUGAGCCACCAUUGGCACAUGUGAGAUGCAGGAAGUGAGGUAGAGUAUAGCCUCUGGCAUUCUCAGGACUUCCUGUGGAGAGGGCUAGAGGCCAGUUCAAUCCUGGAGCUCGAGCUUGGAGGAGCCCCUCAGACAGCUUUCCUUCAAUUGGUCAUGUGGGUGAGUGAUAAGGACUGACUUGCCUUUUCCCUUUGGCUCCCAGACCAAACCCUUUAGCUCCUGCCUCUGGCUCAGCCUGAGCUGGAGCGGUUGAGCUAACUCCCUUUCCUUUUCUUCUCUCUCUCUCUACCUCUUUUAAUUUCUUCCUCCUGUUGUAAUUAAAUCACCAUAAAACUCCA